CGAACAUUCAGGACGUGAUGCACCACAAUGGACAAGAGCACUUUACGGGACGCACAGAUGAAUAGAAUUUGUUGCUGUUGACUGGAAACAGCAAUAAAAUGCUGCCUUGGAAGAAGAAUAAGUUCGACCUGAUUGAGGAAGAUAAGCAGUCCAAACAGAAGGGCUAUGCGGUGAGUCUCAACUAUUCUGCGCUCACCUCCUUCGCCAAGUCCUGCCCCGAGAGCGCACUCAACAGGGUGGGCAGCAUGUUCAAGUCAAAGAGGAAAAAGGUGAAGAUCACCAGCGAGGACCCUACUUACACGGUGCUCUACCUGGGGAAUGCCACUACCAUCCAGUCGAAAGGGGAUGGCUGCACGGACGUGGCGGUGAGCAAGAUCUGGGGCAAGAGCGAAAUGGGCAAGAAUGGCACCAAGAUGAGGCUGACCGUCAGCUCGCAGGGGAUCCGGAUGGUACAUGUGGACGAUAAGGCCAGGCGACCGGGACACUUGUACUUGCUGCACCGGAUAACAUACUGCGUCGCGGACCCAAGGCUACCCAAGAUUUUUGCUUGGAUUUACAGGCACGAGAUGAAGCACAAGGCCGUGAUGCUGCGCUGCCAUGCAGUGCUGGUGUCCAAGCCGGAAAAGGCGAAGGCUAUGGCACUGUUGCUGUACCAGACCUCAGCUACAGCCCUGGCCGAGUUCAAAAGGCUCAAACGGAGAGACGAUGCCAGGCACCAGCAGCAGCAGCUCAUAGGGGAACAAACCAUUCCGUUGGUUCCUCUACGGAAGCUUCUGAACGGACAGUGUUACUACAAACCCCCGGUGGAGCGCAGCCGGAGCGCGCCCAAGCUGGGCUCCAUCACGGAGGACUUGGUCGGGGAGGAGGAGGAGGAGAAGGCGAUGCACUUUGAAUGUGAAGACAUUCUGGACACGGACGAUGAUUGUGUUACAAACGGUAAACAGGAGUUGACUCAGAUUAUUAAUGACUUGGGGGAGAUGAGCAUAGGAAACGACGUGCAGACACUGAAAGCUGACCUCAGAGUCACCAGACUUCUUUCUGGAGAGAGCACAGGGAGUGAAUCUUCCAUAGAGAGCAACCAGGAGCCCCCUCUGCUCACUAAUGGGUUUGAAGAGUUAAAGGUGCAGGAAAUUGCCUGAAUAAUUAGGCAUUUCUGUGCGUCUCUGACUCAUUGUUUUGUUGAGCUGAUGUCUCCACAAGAAACAUUUCCUCUGUCGUCAACCUUGUGCUGGAGAGUGUUUUUCUAAUUUGUGCCUCCACUAAUACAAAGGAUUCAAAAAAGAUUCUCAAAUUAUCUGGGACAAUAACCAGCACAAGUUAGCUACAGAAUGGUAUUUUAGGAUUGUGUACACCCAUUAAAACAUGGAAAACAAGUGCAUGCCCAUUUGAGAGAUGGCUGGUUGAACCGACAAAAUCCCAGUGCGCCUUAACACGCACAGCACUAAUUCCAUCUCUUUUAUUUAAGAGGAUUUGUUGUAGCCUCGAGCUUGUUUACCUACCUUUUUUUCUCUCGUGGAAAUGGCAUUUUUCUGUUGAAAAAGGUCCCUCAUGAUAAAAAAAAAGAAACAUUCUGUUUUUAGAGCACGUUUCGUUUUUUUUCUGAAGUGGUUCAGUGUGUCUAAUUCGGCACCUGUUAAUGUUCCUGUCAGGGGCUUAUGUGACAGUCUAUUUCAAUUAUUUUAUUUUUGCACUGUUGUGGAAUUCAUUCAAGUAUUAUGUUGACUACCAUGUACAUAAUGUCUGUUGGUAUGUUGUCUGAAACAUAAAUGUCAUAUCUUUGCUGUGCAAAAGAAACAAUACCUUUAUGUAUUAAGAUGUAAAGUAAGAUGUUUUAAGUAUAAAUAUGUUAUUUUUUAAAGGAUAAAAAUGUGGUUUGUUAUGUGAACCUCAC
Molecule: messenger RNA, 1891 nt
Organism: Scomber japonicus (chub mackerel)
Lineage: Eukaryota; Metazoa; Chordata; Actinopteri; Scombriformes; Scombridae
Gene: fam43a
Product: family with sequence similarity 43 member A
Exons: 2
Coding region: 99-1139 (346 amino acids)
Source: RefSeq, a predicted model, not a curated record